ACUCCUGACUGGCUAUACGAAGAAUUGACCUGAAAUGGAUAGGGAUAGUUCUCUACAUUUUUUUUACCAAUCUCAGGAAAAAUCUUUCAGACUUUGAGUUAUACUGAGUUACAGUAAAUUACCGUCUUGGUUGUUUGAAGCGGGCGUUAGGAAUUGUAGGUCACGCCUACAACAUGAUUCGUAGUGUCAUUCGUGGUCGUGCAAGUUCACGAUUAUUCAGCGUAUUUGCUAGUAGUCGGGAGUAUACUACACGAACACCAGUGAAUACAGGAAUAUUGUUUGUCCCUGAGAAAGAGGCAUGGGUUGUUGAAAGACUGGGGAAAUUCUACAAAACUCUGAAGCCGGGGCUCAAUUUUUGUAUUCCUAUAGUGGAUCGCAUUGCUUAUGUGCAGUCACUGAAGGAAGUUGCCAUAGAGAUUCCAGACCAGUCAGCAAUAACAUCAGAUAACGUUGUUCUCCAGUUGAAUGGUGUUCUAUUUCUGAAGGUGAAGGAUCCCUACUUAGCAUCUUAUGGUGUGUCGGAGGCUGAAUUCGCAAUUACCCAGUUAGCACAAACAAUAAUGCGAUCAGAAAUUGGUAAAAUUAUUCUGGACAAUGUCUUCAGAGAACGAGAAGCAUUAAACAUGCAAAUUGUACAAGCUUUAGGCAAAGCAUCUGAACCAUGGGGGAUUGAAUGUUUACGUUAUGAAAUUCGUGAUGUUCAAGUACCACAGAAGAUUAAAGAAGCUAUGCAAAUGCAAGUUGAAGCUGAAAGAAAGAAACGUGCAUCUAUUUUGGAAUCAGAAGGUCAACGUGAAUCUGCUAUCAAUCGUGCUGAAGGUCUUAAACGUAGUCAGGUAUUAGAGUCAGAAGGUCGUCGAAUAGAGAUUGUAAAUAGAGCUGAAGGUGAAGCUGAGGCUAUGCAACGUCUUGCUGAAGCUCGAGCUAUAUCUAUUCAAACUGUCGCGUGUGCUAUUGCUGGCAAGCGUGGAGCGGAUGCUGUACAACUUGCCGUAGCUGAACAGUAUAUAAAUGCUUUCAAUUCCUUGGCUAAAACAACCAAUACAGUGUUAUUACCAUCAAAUAGUGGUGAUGUUGCAUCUAUGGUUACACAAGCGUUAUCAAUAUUCAAGAGUUUAGACAAAUCAGGAUCACCAGGAUCUACCAGUGAUGGCCAUGAUGAUGAUGGUGGUGGAGAUAACAACAAGCCGCCCACACCAAAAACUGACAACACUUGUGAUAUGGAAUCACAGGGUGGUACACGACCUAUUACUUGUCGAUUUCCAUCAAGGAAUAGAUCAAACAAACCGUCAACUCAUUCAGAGACUGAUGUCAAUACUGCUACCGGUGCUUCUGCUUCUGCUGCUGCUACUGCUUUAGCUGGUGAUUAUAGUGUCGGGAAUGAUCAUAGUCGACAAGCAGACGACUAUGAAGAAGUACAUACCAGUAGAAAAUAUAUCAAUAGGAAUUAAAACAAGCAUAAUCCCAAUAAUAAUGACCAAUAAUAAUCACACUAUUUGAUCCUUAUUGUUUUUGCAGUUGAUGAUUGAAAAGAAAGAUGACUGUUCUGUAAAGUCGGUGGUGUUAAAUGAUAUUUCAGUUGUGUAAUAUAAAAAUUCCUGUUACUUAUACAUACAUGCACAUAUAUACCUGCAUAUAUUCCUGUUUUUAGUUCCUCUUAUGUAAUCCCUGUGUGCGUGUAUGUGCGGAAACGAUGCAACCGAGAUUGUGUCAUCUGUGUAUAUCAUCUCUUCUUAAAGAGUAUGUGAUGAAAUACAAUUUAUUUAUUUAUUUUC
Molecule: messenger RNA, 1775 nt
Organism: Trichobilharzia szidati
Lineage: Eukaryota; Metazoa; Platyhelminthes; Trematoda; Strigeidida; Schistosomatidae
Source: the annotation of a GenBank genome assembly